CUCGUUUAGGGACUGCUUUGAGCACAGUAGGCUAUUCAAACAAACACUCAGUGCUUUUUUACAACCAUAUCACUCAUUAUAGGCCUAAUGCUAUGUUAAUGCUUGACAGGUCUGUAAAUCUCUGGAGUUUACAAACGUGUUUCGUUGUAGACUGACCCUACACUUGCGCAAGACUUAAGUGGAUCUGAUCUGACCGUGGUCCAAACACGAACAUGUGAACUUUGUCCUAGCAGAACAGAAAACGUUGACUGCCCACCACCGACGGACUUCCUCAAAACAAACGCAACAGCAUGCUACAACUAGCCUAACUUAUCUAUUAUUGAUCUCCUACAAAAGUUACCAACAUGCGAAAACGAUCCGACAAAUCAAGUGCAGUUCACCAGGAAACAAGCCAUGUUAAAGUGCAAGAAAGGCAGUCUUCGAGGUCUAAAAGGUGCACUAGGGUAUGUGUGCAAAUUGUGGUGGCUAUUAGUAUUCUGUACUUGUGCAUACCUUUUGCACAGCGACUUUUCCCUGGAAUCCUGAGCCAUCCAAUGUUCUCUUAUGUUGCUCCUUUCUUCACCGAUCUCAGUCGUCCAGCAGACUUUUCCCUCAAUCACACGGUUAACCUCUACCUGUCAUCGGAGGAAGGCAUAAGUCUGGGAAUAUGGCACACAGUUCCAGACACCCAUUGGCAGGAAGCUCAGGGGAAGGAUCUGGGAUGGUACGAGCAGACCUUACAAAUGGGAGCUCCAGUAGUCAUCUACCUGCAUGGAAAUGGGGGCACGAGGUGCUGCACUGAGUCAGGCGCCACUCACAGACUUGGAGUUGUGAAUCUUUUGAGUGCUGCUGGCUUUCAUGUUUUAUCACUGGACUACAGAGGUUUUGGAGAUUCCUCUGGUGAACCGACUGAAGCAGGCCUGACUACUGACGCCCUCUAUGUGUACCAGUGGGUAAAAGCACGCAGUGGGAGUAGCCUGGUGAUAUUCUGGGGACAUUCACUGGGCACAGGAGUUGCCACUAACACUGCAGUGAGACUACAAGAACAAGGCACCACUAUUGAUGGAGUUAUACUAGAGGGAGCAUUCUCAAAAGUACCCAAAGGAGGAGCCUUCCAUCCAUUUACCUGGUUUUAUCGGAGAUUCCCCUAUUUUGAAUAUCUUUUCCUGGACCCCAUGUCAAAGAACAAAGUGGUCUUCCCAAGUGAUGAAAAUGUUAGGAAGAUGACGUCUCCACUACUGAUUCUUCAUGCUGAAGAUGACCAUCUUGUGCCAUUUCACAUGGCUCAGGAGCUGUUUGAAAUUGCACGGAAUUCCCGAAACUCAAAUGAACUCGUCAAGCUUGUUCCUUUUGAGGGUUCCCUUGGAUACCUGCAUAAUGGGAUCUACCGGGAUCCUCGACUUCCUGACAUCAUUAAACAGUUUGUGUCUUCAUUGAAAAUGUGACAUAAGCAUCAUCGAGUGGAAUCCGCAGUCUAGAGUAUUGUAUUGAUUGUAAUUUUUAUAUUAUGGAGACUAACACUACCGGACUGAAUUACUGAAUCAGUCCCACAGAUUAUCAUCAUUCACAUAAAAAUGAUCUACAUUACCACGAAUAGUCAAUUAGGUUGUCACAUGACAAAUAAAUAUUGUUAAAUAUUUAUUAAAGGGACACCAGGCAA
This is a messenger RNA of Alosa alosa (allis shad), 1639 nucleotides long. Its product is annotated as lysophosphatidylserine lipase ABHD12-like. Gene Ontology annotation, molecular function: phosphatidylcholine lysophospholipase A1 activity; monoacylglycerol lipase activity. Bases 345 to 1424 code for a protein of 359 amino acids. Gene Ontology annotation, cellular component: endoplasmic reticulum membrane. The transcript has 13 exons. Lineage: Eukaryota; Metazoa; Chordata; Actinopteri; Clupeiformes; Clupeidae. The record is from RefSeq and is a predicted model, not a curated record. Gene Ontology annotation, biological process: phosphatidylserine catabolic process; monoacylglycerol catabolic process.